CAACAAAAUUGAAGUAAAUCAUAAAUUAUCCAUAAAUAACAUAUUAAUUGAAGGCGUCUUCCUUUCAAUUAAGUUUCUUCACUCUCCACUCGAUAACACAAACUUCAUUCUACACAAUUAGAAAGAAAAAAUUAGACAUGUCUCCACAAACAUAAAUAAGAUUAGUUGUUUAAAAUAUUAAAUAUACCUAGAAAAUUAAUUAUAUGUGUGGGCGGGUACCCACAAGUCGGGUUUACCUAAACCCAAACCCAACCCAACCCGGUGAAUAGUGAACGGGUUUAAACCCAAACCCAACCCAAAACCCGUCAACACGGAUUUUACCCGCGUUGACCGGAUUGGGUCGGGUGGGUACCUGUGGGUUCGGGUUUGGUUGCCAUCCCUGCUCACUGUCUCCCUGCGCUAUAUCUCUUCUUCAACGCCGGCGCAUUUAAAAACGAAGGCCAAAGACCCUGGAAUUAUUGGUGUACAUCAAAAUCCGAUCAAGUAGGUAAAAAGGUAAAGCUGCCGCCCGUUGCUGCCAUCUCAAUCGUCCAGGUACCUCUCUGCUCUGCCUUUGUUUUUAGAAUCUAGCUUCAAAGACGGGUACUUUUUCCCCAUCGGCGGCGGCGGCGGCCGCUCCUAUCUGUAUCAUCCGACGGUUGGAUAACAUCAGUUCAUACUCUGUGCUGCGCGGCUUUUUAUGUUGUAAUUAGCAAAAGAUGACAACGAUAGAAUCAGGCGCGAAUCGCCCUCGUAAAACAUCCAACAGCGGUAUGCCUUCCGCCGCCGAUGCAUCAGCAAAAGCUCAUGAGAGCGCAAUUGGGUCGUUCAAAAGAUGGGGUAGGAGGCAUCCGUUUGUGAGAUAUGGGCUUCCCAUGAUUUCCCUCACAGUGUUCGGUGCUCUUGGCCUUGGUCAUCUCUUGCAGGGCAGCAAGGAUAUUGCUAAAGUAAAAGACGAUCAAGAAUGGGAGAUCCUCGAGACUAGGAAGGCACUGUCGAGGACGGGCCCUGUCAAUGCAUAUAACCCCAAAAAGAUUUCGUUGGAGGAGGAGCUACAGGCUCUCCAACAGAAAGUGAAUAUCGACGACUACGAGUACAAAAGAAUUCCAAAGCCAGAUGAAGGCAAGUCAGUCUAGUCUGAAGCUUUCCUACCCCGUGCCAGCCUCACAAAGCAGUGGGACUUCAGACAUUGUUCUUGAUCUGGGUCCUUCGCACCUUUUGCUUCAGCCGAGUGAAAAAAGAUGGAUCCAGGCAUCAAAAUUUUGGCUCGAGUAUUGUUGAUUAGCCCCUUCUAGUGAAAUUAUCUGUAGCUUUAUCUGUCCAAGUUUUCUUGGCAAGUCGGUUGAAUCGUAGGUUGAACUAAAUUGGAGCUUUUGGC
This is a messenger RNA of Linum trigynum, 1357 nucleotides long. The record is from the annotation of a GenBank genome assembly. Lineage: Eukaryota; Viridiplantae; Streptophyta; Magnoliopsida; Malpighiales; Linaceae.